This is a messenger RNA of Neodiprion fabricii, 2215 nucleotides long. RefSeq names its product GA-binding protein subunit beta-1 (gene Atac3). Gene Ontology annotation, molecular function: transcription cis-regulatory region binding; protein binding. Gene Ontology annotation, biological process: positive regulation of transcription by RNA polymerase II. Bases 373 to 1980 code for a protein of 535 amino acids. The transcript has 8 exons. Lineage: Eukaryota; Metazoa; Arthropoda; Insecta; Hymenoptera; Diprionidae. The record is from RefSeq and is a predicted model, not a curated record. Gene Ontology annotation, cellular component: nucleus.
UUAGCCCGGCGCCACUGAACGUUCAGGGACUGCUGGGCGAUAUCAAUAAACAAUGAUAAUUUUAACGAAAUAUAAAUAGAAAUAAAAUGCAAAUCUGCCCAGCAGUAGGGUUAAUUUCUGGACGUAUAAUGAAUGCGAAGAUGUGAUAAACGAAGAGUAAAAAGGAUUUUGAUUAAAGUUGAGUAAAACGGCCGCGGAAUGGUCGCCAUGUCACUGAAUGUGUGGCAAGCGAGUGAAUUGAGAAGGCUGUGGAAAGUAAGAAUCCCAAUAAACGGCGUGUGGUUGUUAGAAAAGUGUCGUAAACUUGUUUAUAAAUCGAAAAUAAUGUGUCCCCUGGCUUGGGGAGCCAGCGAUUAGGACAAAGUCACAACCAUGCAAUCUGAAAGUAUAUGUGGCAAUGAAAUUGAAGGACUCGAUGCGGAUACUCUCAUUCCGGUUGAGAUCGUUUCAUGCGACGGGCCGCAACGCACAAGGUCGCAGGAGGCGUUGUCGAUAGUCGAGCUAGGGAAGCAACUUUUGCUUGGCGCACGAAAUGGCGAUACAGAAACAGUUCGUGACCUGAUGUGUAGAGGCGCGCCGUUCACAACGGACUGGCUCGGUACAAGUGCCCUUCACCUCGCAGCUCAAAAUAACCAUACAGAAACAGCCGAAGUAUUGCUUAGAGCUGGAAUCUCCAGAGAUGCAAGAACGAAGGUUGAUCGUACGCCGCUUCACAUGGCUGCAUACGAGGGACAUCAUCAGAUGGCGCAGCUGCUGCUUGACUAUGGCGCCGAUGUAGACAGCAGAGAUAUGCUGAGAAUGACGCCACUCCACUGGGCGGUGGAACGAGAACAUGCUGAAGUUAUGCAUGUUUUGUUGGAACAUGGUGCUGACGCAAACGCGACAAGCAAGUUUGACAAAACGCCAAUCAGCCUAGCUCUAGAGCACAAUAGGCUCGAUUUAGUCGAUGUACUUCAACAGGAGCGAGAAAUAUUAGGAGAACAUCCUCAGCAUCAGAAUCAAGCCAGUACCGCGGAACUUGAGGUUGCGACGCACAGUUUAAUGCAACUUGAGGCAGAAAGAGAGCGGGAACAACAAUUAGAACUCCAACAACAGCAGGAAGAACAGCAACUACAACAACAACAGCAGCAGCAGCAGCAACAGCAGAAAAGAAAACUACAAACAGCUCCAACGGGAAAGAAACAGAGAAUGAUAUUUCAACAAAUCAGAGUCCCGUCAGCUAGCGACGAGGAACAAGAACGAGAGAUGAUAGGUACGGAUGACAACGAAAGUCAGAGUCACGAAGACUUGGAAGUGGAGGAGGGGGCUGAAAUGAUUAGCGGCGUUGAACAGCCCUUAAGGUUACUUCAAGCUCACGGUAUAACCAUGAUACCGGUAGAUAAUGAUUCUACUAUAGUAGAAAAUGCUAUGGAGAGUGGGCAAACUGUAGUAUUGACUGAAGCUGGCAAAUUGGCCCUUAAUUUGACGAGAUCGCAACACAUGGGGAUGAAGCGAUUACACGUCACGGGAAGAAGAGGAUCUUCGCGGAAAGUUAUCGCCAUUCGAGCGGACCAAAUAUUAGGACAAGCUAAUUCUAGCCUCACGCCACGGGGACCGAAUAUACUAAAGAGAACCACGAUGGAUAAUAAGGCUGGGAAGUUAUUUUUCGCUUCUCUUGCCAACACAACUUCCUCGAAACCGACCCUGACGCAAGCAAAAAAUAUCAUUUCCACACCUAAGCGUAAAGUAGCAUCGCCAGUUAAAACAGUCGAGCCGACUAUACUGCAACUAAACGACGAUAUCGAGGAGAUUACGGAAGAGGAUAAUUCCGGCGACAGUGCUGUCGAACAAGUCAUGGAUAUCGCAUUGCUCAACAAACAACUGGCCGAGGCCCGUCGACAAGCUGCCGAAUAUCGUAAGCAAUUAAUGAAGAAAGAGGAGGAGGCGGAAAAAUAUAAACAACAACUAAAGUCCAUCACUGCUCAAACUGCGACGAAAUAAUUGACCUGAUUGUCCGCUAUGGAUUUUAUAACGAAAAAUUCACGCUGAUGUGGUACUAAGAUCACACUGACCGAUCAUCCGAAAUAGAUUUUAAUCGCAAUUAUCGUGAUUGGCGCGAAAUAAAAUCGUGCUCGUGUCGGGAAACAAAGUGUGUUAUAGAUUACGAUAUUUUUUAUUUCUCUAAACGUUGAUACAUGUAAUAAUGAGAAGAAGAAGAAAAAAAAAACUAAUUUCA